Messenger RNA from Morone saxatilis (striped sea-bass), 339 nucleotides. RefSeq names its product carnosine N-methyltransferase. Gene Ontology annotation, molecular function: S-adenosylmethionine-dependent methyltransferase activity. The record is from RefSeq and is a predicted model, not a curated record. NCBI's taxonomy places the organism in Eukaryota, Metazoa, Chordata, Actinopteri, Moronidae.
UCAGACAUGGCCGAAACAACCGGAGAGGGAGCGCCAGGAGGAGCGUUUUUCCACAAAGAGAGGAUCAAAUACAGCCCGGAGGAGGAGGCCAGGCUGGAGAGGCAGCACUUCUGGAGGAUAAUCGAUGCUUUUAGGUUUUACAGGGUCCAUGUCGAGGAGCAGGUCAAGCGGGCCGAGCGGCAGUUUCGGAGCCUGCCUCAGCACCACCAGGAUCUGCUGCCAGAUGUUCUGUCCAACCUGGCCCGGAUCAGCCAGUGUGCGGACCACAACCAGGAGUUGCUGCAGGCCAUCAUUCACAACAGCCUCCACAUGUUUGAGAACAUCGAGUACGGCGAGAGG